UGAUGGAGCUUGAAGAGGACCUGAAUGGAAGAGCAGAUAAGAACUUCUUGAAGAUGGACAGAAAGAGUGAAAAAGAGAAGAAAGAAAAGAAACCAGCUGUUGGCAUAUUUGUGAUGUUUCGCUAUGCAGAUUGGCUGGACAAGCUGUACAUGGUCCUGGGAACCCUGGCUGCUGUUAUCCAUGGAACUUCACUUCCUCUCUUGAUGCUGGUGUUUGGACACAUGACAGAUAGUUUUACAAAAGCAGAAACCAGUGACACCAACAGUACAGAGGUCAGCAGCGGCAGUCUGGAGGAAGACAUGGCCACGUACGCCUACUAUUACACCGGGAUUGGUGCUGGUGUGCUCAUCGUUGCCUACAUUCAGGUUUCAUUUUGGUGCCUGGCGGCUGGAAGACAAAUACACAAAAUUAGACAGCAGUUUUUUCAUGCUAUAAUGAAUCAGGAGAUAGGCUGGUUUGACGUGCAUGACAUUGGGGAGCUCAACACCCGGCUCACAGAUGAUGUCUCUAAAAUAAGUGAUGGAAUUGGUGACAAAAUUGGAAUGUUCUUUCAGUCCAUAACAACAUUUUUAGCUGGUUUUAUAGUAGGAUUUAUAAGUGGUUGGAAGCUAACCCUUGUAAUUUUGGCUGUCAGCCCUCUUAUUGGAUUGUCAUCUGCUAUGUGGGCCAAGGUAUUGACUUCAUUCACUAAUAAGGAACUCCAGGCAUAUGCAAAAGCUGGAGCAGUUGCUGAAGAAGUCUUAGCAGCCAUCAGAACUGUGAUUGCAUUUGGAGGACAAAAGAAAGAACUUGAAAGGUACAACAAAAAUUUAGAAGAAGCUAAAAGUGUUGGAAUAAAGAAAGCUAUCACGGCCAACAUUUCCAUAGGUAUUGCCUACUUAUUGGUCUAUGCAUCAUAUGCACUGGCAUUUUGGUACGGAACCUCCUUGGUCCUUUCAAAUGAAUACUCUGUUGGACAAGUACUUACUGUCUUCUUCUCUAUAUUGCUUGGGACUUUUAGUAUUGGGCACAUUGCCCCCAAUGUAGAAGCCUUUGCCAACGCAAGAGGAGCGGCCUAUGAAAUCUUCAACAUCAUUGAUAAUAAACCCAGUAUUGACAGCUUCUCAACAAAUGGGCACAAACCAGACAACAUUAAAGGAAAUUUGGAAUUCAAAAAUAUUCACUUCAGUUACCCAUCUCGCAAAGAAGUUCAGAUCUUGAAGGGCCUCAACCUGAAGGUGCAGAGUGGACAGACGGUGGCCCUGGUUGGCAACAGUGGCUGUGGGAAAAGCACCACUGUCCAGCUGCUGCAGAGGCUCUACGACCCCACGGAGGGCGUGGUCAGUAUCGACGGACAGGACAUCAGAACCAUCAAUGUGAGGUAUCUGCGGGAAAUCAUUGGCGUGGUGAGUCAGGAACCUGUGUUGUUUGCCACCACGAUUGCUGAAAACAUUCGCUAUGGCCGAGAAAAUGUCACCAUGGAUGAGAUUGAGAAAGCUGUCAAGGAAGCCAAUGCCUAUGACUUCAUCAUGAAACUUCCCCAUAAAUUUGACACUCUGGUUGGUGAGAGAGGGGCACAGCUGAGUGGGGGACAGAAACAGAGAAUCGCCAUUGCUCGUGCCCUGGUGCGCAACCCCAAGAUCCUUUUGUUGGAUGAGGCGACGUCAGCCUUGGACACAGAAAGUGAAGCUGUGGUUCAGGCUGCUCUGGAUAAGGCUAGAGAAGGCCGGACUACCAUUGUGAUAGCUCACCGCUUAUCUACAGUCCGUAACGCUGAUGUCAUUGCUGGGUUUGAUGCUGGUGUCAUUGUGGAGCAAGGAAAUCAUGAUGAACUCAUGAAGGAGAAGGGGAUUUACUUCAAACUUGUCAUGAUGCAGACCAGAGGAAAUGAAAUUGAAUUGGAAAAUGAAGUUUAUGGAUCCCAAGGUGAUGCCAAUGCCUCUGAAUUGACUUCAGAGGAAUCCAAAUCCCCUUUAAGGAGAAAAUCAACUCGCAGAAGCAUUCCUGGUUCACAAGACCGAGAGAGAAGAGUUAGUGGCAAAGAGGCCCAGGAUGAAGAUGUGCCUCUAGUUUCCUUUUGGCAGAUUCUGAAGCUAAAUAUAACUGAGUGGCCUUACUUGGUCAUCGGUGUACUUUGUGCCGUUAUAAAUGGAUGCAUGCAACCAGUCUUUGCCAUAGUAUUUUCAAGGAUCAUAGGGGUUUUUACAAGAGAUGAUGACCCGGAAACCAGACAACAGAAUUGUAAUUUGUUUUCCCUGUUUUUUCUGGUCAUGGGCAUGAUUAGUUUGGUUACGUAUUUCUUUCAGGGCUUCAUGUUUGGCAAAGCUGGAGAGAUCCUCACCCAGCGACUCCGAUACAUGGUUUUCAAAUCCAUGCUGAGACAGGAUAUAGGCUGGUUUGAUGAUCAUAAAAAUAGCACUGGAGCAUUGACCAACAGGCUGGCCAGUGAUGCUGCUGAUGUUAAAGGGGCUAUGGGUUCCAGGCUUGCUGUAAUUACCCAGAAUAUAGCAAAUCUCGGGACAGGAAUUAUCAUAUCCUUAAUCUAUGGCUGGCAAUUAACUCUUUUACUUGUAGUGAUUGUUCCGCUCAUUAUAUUGGGUAGCCUUAUGGAAAUGAAACUGUUGUCUGGCCAAGCUCUGAAAGACAAGAAAGAGCUAGAAGUUUCAGGGAAGAUUGCUACUGAAGCAAUAGAAAACUUCCGCACUGUCGUCUCUUUGACUCGGGAGCAGAAGUUUGAAAAUAAGUAUGCCCAGAGCUUGCAGAUACCAUACAGAAAUGCUUUGAAGAAAGCACAUGUCUUUGGGAUCACAUUCUCCUUCACCCAGGCCAUGAUGUUUUUUUCCUAUGCUGCUUGUUUCCGGUUUGGUGCCUACUUGGUGGCACACCAAAUCAUGACUUUUGAAAAUGUUAUGCUGGUGUUUUCAGCUGUUGUCUUCGGAGCCAUGGCAGCUGGGAAUGCCAGCUCAUUCGCUCCUGACUAUGCCAAAGCGAAAGUGUCAGCAUCGCAUAUCAUCAUGAUCAUGGAAAAAGUCCCUGAAAUUGACAGCUACAGCAUGGAAGGCCUGAAGCCUAAUUGGUUAGAAGGAAAUGUGAAAUUUAAUGAAGUCGUGUUCAACUACCCUACCCGACCCAGCAUCCCAGUGCUUCAGGGUCUGAGCCUGGAAGUAAAGAAGGGCCAGACGCUGGCCCUGGUGGGCAGCAGUGGCUGCGGGAAGAGCACAGUGGUCCAGCUGCUUGAGCGGUUCUACAACCCCAUGGCCGGAACAGUGUUUCUAGAUGGCAAAGAAAUAAAGCAACUGAAUGUGCAGUGGCUUCGAGCACACCUAGGCAUUGUGUCCCAAGAGCCCAUCCUGUUUGACUGCAGCAUCGCUGAGAACAUCGCCUAUGGAGACAACAGCCGGAUCGUGUCCCAGGAUGAGAUCAUGAGGGCGGCCAAGGAGGCCAACAUCCACCAGUUCAUAGAGUCACUGCCUGAUAAAUACAACACCAGAGUAGGAGACAAAGGGACUCAGCUGUCAGGUGGGCAGAAGCAACGCAUCGCCAUGCGCGCCCUCGUCAGACAGCCUCACAUUUUGCUUCUGGAUGAAGCAACAUCAGCUCUGGAUACUGAGAGUGAAAAGGUUGUCCAAGAAGCCCUGGACAAAGCCAGGGAAGGCCGCACCUGCAUUGUGAUCGCUCACCGCCUGUCCACCAUCCAGAACGCAGACUUGAUCGUGGUGAUUCAGAAUGGCAAGGUCAAGGAGCAUGGCACCCACCAGCAGCUGCUGGCACAAAAAGGCAUCUAUUUCUCCAUGGUCCAGGCUGGAGCAAAGAGCUCGUGAACUGUGACUACUUGAAAUGCUAAGUAUUUUUAAUAUUGGUGCUUCAAUAUGCCACUUAACCAAAGUUUAAAAGGGUGAACACUGUUGAAGGUAAUUUCAUCAUGAUGUCAGUCUUCAGAAACUUCGUAAUUUAAUUAAUCAAAAUUGAAAAAUGUCAUUGAGUGGGUGGAGACAGUGUUUUUAAUUGCAUUAUGUGAGCCAUAAAAGAACUUAAAGAAUUUUUAAAAACAAAAUGUGCAAUUUUGUUUCUGGUUUUUAAUUUCAGCCCUACUUUGUUAAAUGAUUAUAAAGAUUUAAGAAAUACUGAAAUAUUCCAUAAAGUGCCUAUAAAAACUAA
Messenger RNA from Phodopus roborovskii (desert hamster), 4137 nucleotides. RefSeq names its product multidrug resistance protein 2-like. Gene Ontology annotation, cellular component: membrane. Lineage: Eukaryota; Metazoa; Chordata; Mammalia; Rodentia; Cricetidae. Gene Ontology annotation, molecular function: ATP hydrolysis activity; ATP binding; ABC-type transporter activity. The record is from RefSeq and is a predicted model, not a curated record. Gene Ontology annotation, biological process: transmembrane transport.